AUGGAUGCCACUACCACUACGACAACGACGACAACACAUAACAACACGGCCAAUGCUCAAGAACCACCCACUUUUAUCAGCCAUCCAAGAGUACCAACAAGCGCCUUUGGCCCGGCCACUAUCACUAUCAUUGUUGCCUUGGUCCUGAUCACAUGUUGCAUCCUUCACUGUCAUCGUGUACAAUACACUGUUCGUUCCCGGAGGUGGAUGAAGACCACAUCACCAUCCACUGUCGUCGCUCACAAUACAUCAUCAACAGCAACACCACUACCACUACCACGAUCCAAUCAUAAUAGUAAUCCACAUUUUGCAUUGCAGCAGCAUGGUGAACAAUGGGAUGAUGAGAAAUAUCAACAACAGCAAGCUAUACAGCAACCACAACCUGUCAUGAUUAAAUCACACGGAUAA
Molecule: messenger RNA, 408 nt
Organism: Lichtheimia ornata
Lineage: Eukaryota; Fungi; Mucoromycota; Mucoromycetes; Mucorales; Lichtheimiaceae
Exons: 1
Coding region: 1-408 (135 amino acids)
Source: RefSeq, a predicted model, not a curated record